GCAUAACGACCCUAAUAAUAAUAUUGUCCUGUAGUCUGCACUCGAUUGUUUAUAUUUAUGUAACCUUAUCACAAUAUCUCGUGUUAUCAACGGGUGGUGCGGUGGUACCGGGAUGAAGUUAUCGGCGCGUCGGGGCGCAACCUAGGCGCGAGAUCCACCGCGGCCCGUGCAACACCUUUACUGGGCAAAGUUCAACCGUAGCGGGGCGGGACGCGUUGCAACUUUGCAAGCACCAUCAACACGAGCACGACUGAACAGUGAGCGGAGUCUGGCUGCGGACCAGUGGGUACUGGGUAGCACUUCCCAGCGCUGAACUGAAACGUCCAACCGGACUACCGGGACCGGCGAACCGCAGUCCGCAGCUGAAGCUGACGACUGCAUCAGUACAAGUGACGGCAGUACGGCUCAUCGCACAUCACGGCCGCGGGUCGUCCCCGUCAGUCCGGACUCCUGACGGUUCGUUAGCUGGUGGUGGUAAUGGUGUAACGACGGUGGCCGACUGCCGAAAGCCGUUUCCGCGUCGUUGUCCCGACGUGGUGCCGUCGCGACUAGCUACUGCCGGUGGACAGUGCCACAGUGGUCACUCUCACUACUCACUGGUCAGUCGGUCAGUGUUUAGUACUGUUUAYAGAGACGUGUCCGCCGCACACCGCGCGUGCAUGUGAUACAUCCUCCUGUCGGAAGUCGCGGCCAAUAUUAUUACUCAUUAGUCAUCGUUGACAAAUGUAAUAUUAUUAUUGUGUCGGUGUCGCGUACACGUCCUCGCCACGUCCUGCUCCCUUCGACCGCACCGCAUUCCGUGUAGUGUUUCUUGAGUUUCUUCGCGUAUCACUGUCUCGUCGUCAUGACCGGUGUCGAGUAGAGACUGUCAUUUUGUGUGUGUGUUGUUUGUACGUUUGUGUAGGCGAUCAAAACUAUGGCCGACGAGGAAGUGCUUUUCGACGAUGUCUACGAACUGCUCGAGACCAUCGGAAAAGGACCAUUUAGUUUGGUUAAAAGAUGUGUUCAUCGUCAAACUGGACAACAAUUUGCUGUUAAAAUUGUUGAUGUUGCAAGUUUCACAUCAAGUCCUGGUUUAAGCACAUCAGAUUUAAAACGAGAAGCAACAAUAUGCCACAUGCUAAAACAUCCUCAUAUUGUGGAACUACUGGAAACAUAUAGCUCCGAAGGAAUGCUUUAUAUGGUGUUUGAGUAUAUGGAUGGAUCAGACAUAUGUUUUGAAAUUGUCCGUAGAGCUACAGCUGGUUUUGUUUACAGUGAAGCAGUAGCAAGUCAUUAUAUGAGGCAAACACUUGAAGCAAUCAGAUAUUGUCAUGAGAAUGACAUUAUUCAUAGGGACAUUAAGCCUCAUUGUGUCCUAUUAGCCACAAAAGAGAAUUCAGCUCCAGUUAAACUUGGAGGAUUUGGUGUGGCAAUACAGUUGCAUGAUGGGAGCUCUAUUAAUGGAGCAAAAAGUUUUGAUGAUUUGUCCCGACCUAAUUUGAGUGCUAACGGCCAAGUUUAUUUACAAUCAGACAGACAGGGUCGUAUAGGAACUCCUCAUUUUAUGGCUCCAGAAGUUGUGGAACGACAACAAUAUGGUAAACCUGGAGAUGUWUGGUCGGCCGGAGUUAUAUUGCAUAUACUAUUAUCUGGACUAACACCAUUCCUAGGUACUGGGGAUCGACUUUACCAUAAUAUAUGUGAUGCUAGGUUGAAUUUUAAUAGACCACAAUGGGAACAUAUUAGUGAAGGAGCUAAAGAUCUUGUUUGUAAGAUGCUAUGUUUAGAUCCUAAAAAACGUUUGACCAUUCAGGAAGUUUUAAAUCACAGAUGGCUAAGGGAAAGAGAUAAGAAUGCGUCCAAAGUUCAUUUGGUAGAUACAGUGGAACAAUUGAAAAUAUAUAAUAGUCGUAGACGUUUACGUGGUGCUGUAAUGGCAGCAGUGUCAUCACCACGCUGGACUUACCAGUCUUCUCUAGAUUCAAACUCCAAUGCUAUUGAACAGUUUUCUGAUUUUGGCGAUGAUGAUAUUAGUAAUUCGGCUGUUGGUGUUAUUCUGAGUUCAUUGGAUGACAUUCAAUGUAUACAGGAAGCACUUCCUGAUACUCCACAAACAGUUUUACCAUUACUAGAUGAUGAACAAUUGUGCAAACUACUGGAGCUGUACCAUUUCAUAAAUUCUAGCCGAACUGAUUCUGAAAAGAAACCACCUUUACCUAUUUCUGAAGACUUAAUUAGCUUAGUUCAUGAUGUCUUGGAUAUACUAACCACUUUACCAAAUCACUCGCAGACUGCUUAUGAUGGUGUCCAGCUUAGAGAUAUAUUAACUAGGCCAUUUUUAAAGUCGUUAAUGCAAACCCAUGACGUAGCGGCUCACGAGAUAUUCGGCGAAGAAGCUGUCCGUGUGACGCCGCCGUUGGUGUUGCCGUAUCUGAACGGCAAUGGCAUUGAUGACGGCGAGAACGGUCUGGACGACGACAUCGAACCCGAGAACGUUACGCGGGUCAGACUUGUACAGUUUCAAAAAAAUACCGAUGAGCCAAUGGGUAUAACUUUGAAGAUGAACGAAGACGGUAAAUGUGUGGUAGCGCGCAUAAUGCACGGCGGUAUGAUCCAUCGUCAAGCCACUCUGCAUGUAGGAGACGAAAUCCGAGAAAUCAACGGUAUAUCGGUUGCUAACCAGUCUGUGGGAGCGCUUCAGAAGCUUUUGAGAGAAGCGAGAGGAUCCGUCACUUUUAAGAUAGUGCCGUCCUACAGAAGUGCACCACCACCGUGCGAGGUACAAUUGUUCAGGAUAAAGCCAUUACCUGUCAUUAUAUUCGUCCGUGCUCAGUUCAGUUAUGACCCGCUUCAAGACGACUUAAUACCAUGCGCACAGGCUGGCAUAACGUUCAAUAUCGGUGACAUAUUGCAGAUAAUCAGUAAAGACGACCACCAUUGGUGGCAAGCUCGAAAAGACAAUUCUGCCGGUUCAGCUGGCCUAAUACCAUCGCCAGAACUCCAAGAGUGGCGCAUCACCUGUAAAGCUCUAGAAAAUUCCAAACACGAACAAGAAUCCAGUUGCUCGUCGCACGAAGGGUGUGACGGUACCACCGAGCGAUUGUUUCUAGCAAUAUGUUAUAUUACUGUUAAAGUGUUAACGCAUUAUCAUGUAAUAGAUAUAUUUUUUAAAGUUAAUUGCUCAAUAUUCGGUCGUAAGAAAAAAUUAAAAGAAAAAUAUCUCGCUAAACACAAUGCGGUAUUUGAUCAUAUCGACUUGGCCACAUACGAAGAAGUAGUCAAACUACCAUCAUUCCAACGCAAAACGUUAGUCCUUCUUGGCGCGCACGGUGUCGGCCGAAGGCAUAUAAAAAACACGAUCAUUCAAAAACAUCCAGACAAAUAUGCUUAUCCAAUGGCUCAUACCACGAGACCGUUGAAACCUGGUGAAGAGAGUGGGAUAGCCUACUAUUUCGUUACUUAUGACGAAAUGAUGACCGACAUAAAUGCACACGAGUACUUAGAAUAUGUAGGCACCCACGACGACGCCAUGUACGGUACGAAGCUGGACACGAUAAGGAAGAUUCACCACGAGGGCAAAAUCGCCAUUUUGGACGUCGAGCCGCAGGCGCUGAAAAUAUUGCGGACGGCUGAGUUCGCGCCGCUGGUCGUGUUUAUCGCUGCUCCGCCGCACCGAUCGCUUACCGACUUCGACGGAAGUUUAGAAAAACUCGCCAACGAAUCCGAACUAUUACAGCGGGCGUAUGAACAUUUGUUCGACAUCACUAUCGUUAACGAAGACAUCGAAGAAACCAUUGACGAGUUGGAAAGGGUAAUGGAACGAGUGCACACAACACCGCAAUGGGUACCUGUAGCGUGGGUGUAUUAGAAUUUAAAUGCUAUCAACAAUAAACUAACAUAAUAUGAUCUUUAGUGUCACCAACAUGAAAUCGGUUCAACAUUUUGUACAUUGAAAAAAAUCUGAUUCAUACUUAACACAUAGAUCUGCAAAUUUCUGUACCCAAUUUGGUUUGUUAAAUUAAUUUGUUUUUCUUUUGUAAUAUUAGCGUUAAGCGGUAAAUAAUCACAGAUCUCAUUAAUUUAUAUUAAUAUAUAUAUUUUUUUUUUAUUAGAAACGAAAGGCGAGUGUUUAUUACGUUAAUUUUUUUUCUCCAAAUUGUUAGGUCUAUGUUUUGGGUCCAAUAAUAUUAUUAUGUUAACGCAACUAAUACACACGCCUAACACCAACAUUCCCCAAUAAUCAUUUGUUAUUACUAUAGCAAUAUUUUGACAACUCAUUAACAUUUAUUAUUUUAAACUCUACUGUAAGCUACAUAAAUUAAUUUAUUUUGGUAUCUAUUAAGUUGAUCCGAAAAAUCAAAAUAUUAUCAAUAAUAUCAUACUUGUUGACUUAUUUAGUCGCUAUUUUGUUGUUACAAUAAUUGUAUUGCUCGUGAGAGUAUUUUCUUUAUAAUUAAAUAUGGAUUAUACAUAGUUA
Diuraphis noxia (Russian wheat aphid) is the source of this 4459-nucleotide messenger RNA. It is a transcript of the gene CASK, whose product is annotated as peripheral plasma membrane protein CASK. The record is from RefSeq and is a predicted model, not a curated record. NCBI's taxonomy places the organism in Eukaryota, Metazoa, Arthropoda, Insecta, Hemiptera, Aphididae. Gene Ontology annotation, biological process: protein phosphorylation. Gene Ontology annotation, molecular function: protein binding; protein kinase activity; ATP binding.